AAUGUGACACGUGUAUGAAUAGUCAGAGACCGUUGAAUCAUGAUAAGUUUCACUACAUAAUCUCUCUCUCUCUCUCUCUCUCUCUCUCUCUCUCAAAGGGAAAAGAAAGGUUCGGCCAUGUCUAGCAGCGGCUCUGAUCAUCCUAUUCCUCACCAACGGUUGGAAGGGAAGGUAGCACUUGUAACAGGCGGCGCUACUGGAAUCGGCGAGAGUAUUGUGAGACUCUUCCGACGGCAUGGAGCAAAGAUCUGCAUCGCUGAUGUGAAAGAUGAUCUUGGCCGUCAAUUAUGUGAGGCUCUUGAUGGAGAUCCCAACGUCUGCUUCUUCCACUGCAAUGUGACCGUUGAGGAUGAUGUCAUCCACGCCGUUGAUUUUACGGUUGAGAAGUACGGCCACCUUGAUAUAAUGGUCAACAAUGCUGGUAUGGCGGGCCCACCAGCACCUGACAUCCGUGACGCAGACAUAGAUGAAUUCCAGAGAGUAUUCGACCUGAAUGUGAAGGGCGUAUUCAUUGGAAUGAAGCAUGCGGCACGUGUGAUGAUCCCACGUGGGAAAGGCUCGAUUGUGUCCCUCGGCAGUGUGGCGAGCACUACGGGAGGAUUGGGCCCACACGCUUACACGGGCUCCAAGCAUGCGGUGGUGGGGCUCACCAAAAGCGUUGCGGCGGAGGUGGGAAAGCAUGGCAUACGUGUGAACUGCGUGUCGCCGUACGCAGUCGCCACGAGUCUGGCAUUGCCGCAUCUUCCCGCCGGGGAAACGAAGGAGGAUGUUUUGGAAGGGUUUUAUGCUUUUAUAGGGAAGAAUGCGAACUUGCAGGGGGUACGGCUGACGGCGGAUGAUGUGGCGGACGCUGUGAUGUUCCUGGCGAGCGAUGAGGCGAAGUACGUGAGUGGGGUCAAUCUCAUGGUGGAUGGAGGUUUCACAUGUGUGAAUCAUUCUCUACAGGUGUUCAGAUGAUAAAUGGGCCAGGGCUUGAAAUUAUCUGGGCUGGUCCAGCUUUGAUUUCUUGGGCAUGGGUGGGCCAUUUGCUACAAUGUUGUAAAUGGUAAGUUUGUUACUUUGAAUAAAACGUGUUGCAUGUUCUAAUUAGUAGAAA
This is a messenger RNA of Magnolia sinica, 1096 nucleotides long. RefSeq names its product zerumbone synthase. Gene Ontology annotation, biological process: abscisic acid biosynthetic process. Bases 118 to 957 code for a protein of 279 amino acids. The transcript has 2 exons. Lineage: Eukaryota; Viridiplantae; Streptophyta; Magnoliopsida; Magnoliales; Magnoliaceae. Gene Ontology annotation, cellular component: cytosol. Gene Ontology annotation, molecular function: xanthoxin dehydrogenase (NAD+) activity. The record is from RefSeq and is a predicted model, not a curated record.